GAGGAGAGAGGAAUUCAGUCCUGUUUUAAUGGGAAUCUAAAGCGCAGAGAGGAAAAGGAAACCAAGAGAUAGAGCAGACACGCACAAAAAAAGUGGAGACAGAUUUAUUAUACCCACGGGAACAACAGGGAAACGAGUAGAAGAAAGGAAAAGAGCAGAGAGGGAAAAGGACAUUGGAUUUUAUCCUCUAAAUGUGUCUUCUUUCACUCUCAUGACUCAAAGAGGAUUCCAGUUAAAUUCACCAGGUCCGGAGGAAUUUAUGGUGUCUUUUCGGGGAAGCAGAGCCGAGGGGAGGAAUCUGAAUGCGCUCGGCUGAACCAUGCCAGCCCUGUGGAUCAUAACUUUGGCGAUCACUUUGAACCAAGUGCGGUGCAUUCGCUUCUCUCAGGAGCCAGCGGACCAGUCGGUGGUGCUGGGAGAACGGGUGGUGUUGUCCUGCGUGGUCUUCAACUACAGCGGCAUCGUCCAGUGGACCAAGGACGGCCUGGCCCUCGGCAUCGGAGAGGGUCUCCGAGCCUGGCCCAGGUACCGUGUGCUGCGCGCUCUGGACAUUGGCCAGUACAACCUGGAGAUCUCCAACUCUGAGCUGUCCGAUGACUCCCUGUACGAGUGUCAGGCCACGGAGGCCGCCCUGCGCUCCAGGAGGGCCAAACUCAAUGUGCUCAUCCCCCCCGAGGACCCGGUGGUUGAGGGAACCCCGGAGCUCCUGCUGAUGGCCGGGACUCCGUUCAACCUGACCUGCGUGACCCGCGGCGCCAAGCCUGCAGCACACAUCCAAUGGACCAAGGAUGGAGUCGCCGUGGAGGGGGCCUACCAGUCCACGGAAGUUUUACCAGACAGGAAGAGGGUGACGACCAGAAGCUACCUGCCCAUCACACCAAUCGACACGGACAGCAGCCGCAACUUCACCUGUGUGGCGAGCAACCCGGCGGUGCCGAUGGGAAAACGAGCUACUGUUACCCUCAACGUGCACCACCCUCCCACGGUGACCCUGUCCAUCGAGCCUCGCUCCGUCCUGGUGGGGGAGAGAGUCAUCUUCACCUGCCAGGCCACAGGCAACCCUCCCAUCAUCGGCUUCAGGUGGGCAAAAGGUGGCGUGCUGCUGGAGGGAGCGAGGGAAAGUGUGUUUAUCACCACGGCAGAUCACUCCUUCUUCACCGAGCCGGUGUCCUGUCAAGUGUUCAACGUGGUGGGAAGCACCAACGUCAGCAUCCUGGUGGAUGUGCACUUUGGCCCCAUACUGGUCGUGGAGCCCAGGCCCGUUACAGUAGACGUGGACUCUGACGUCACUCUACACUGCAAGUGGUCCGGAAACCCCCCCCUCACCCUCACCUGGACCAAGAAGGGCUCGAGCAUGGUGCUCAGCAACAACAACCAGCUGUAUUUGAAGUCAGUGAGUCAAGCCGAUGCAGGACAGUAUGUCUGCAAGGCCAUCGUGCCGCGGAUCGGAGUGGGAGAGACGGAGGUUACGCUCACUGUCAACGGGCCCCCAAUCAUCUCCAGUGAUCCAGUCCAGUACUCCGUCAGAGGGGAGAGAGGAGAGAUCAAGUGUUACAUCGCCAGCACCCCCCCACCUGAUAAGAUUGUUUGGGCGUGGAAGGAGAACGUGUGGGAGAAGGAGAAGGGUACCCUGAUGGAGAGGUACACUGUGGAGCAGAGUAAACCUCCAUCGCAGGGCGGGGCCGUCCUCUCCACCCUCACCAUCAACAACGUCAUGGAGUCUGACUUCCACUCGCCGUACAACUGCACCGCCUGGAACUCCUUCGGACCCGGGACCAUGAUCAUCACCCUGGAGGAAACUGAUAUUGUUCCAGUGGGAAUUAUCGCCGUCGGAACGGUGGGCUCCUCCAUUCUGCUGCUUAUGUUUCUACUGGCACUCGCCUUCUUCCUCUACCGCCAACGCAAAGGCAGUCGCCGCGGUGUCACCCUCGGUAAACCAGAUAUCAAGGUAGAGACGGUCAACAAAGAGACCCACAGCCUGGAGGAGGAGGCGGCCGACGUCUCCACAGCAACCCGGAUGGUCAAGGCCAUGUACUCCCCGUUCAAAGACGACAUGGACCUGAAGCAGGACAUCAGGAGCGAGAGCGACACCAGGGAGGAGUACGAGCUCAAGGAUCCAACCAAUGGCUACUACAACGUCCGCGCCACCACCCAUGACGAGGCGCGCCCCCAGUCCCGUGCUAUCCACUACCAGGGCGAGUUCCGCUCCCCGAACCCAAACAUCGGACCGGCGGGCGCCACUUCCAGCGGAUCCCCUGCCGGCCCCAGCGGUGCUGUUCCCCCCAGCGGUGUGCCAGGCUCAAGGUCAGGCUGUUACGACCCCCGCCCACCUUCCAGGAUGUCCCAUGCAACCUACGCCCAGUUCAACACCUUCACCCGGGUGGCGCAGAGCCAGCAGGCACCUCCCAAUCCAACACUACAAUCGCCUGGAGAUUACCCCGGGGACUGCGGCCUGCUGGACAACACAACCCAGCUGUCUUAUGACAACUACGGAUACCCCUCCCAGUAUCCCAGCUACCGCAUGGGCUUUGCUCCGCCCAUAGAGGAAGGGCCAUCCUAUGAGAUGUAUCAAACAGGACAAGGGACAGGGCUAGGGCUGGGGCCAGGGCCGGGGCCGGGACCAGGGCAAGGGUUAGGACCUGGGCCAGGGCUAGGGCCGGGGCCAGGGCAAGGACCGGGACCUGGGCCAGGGCCAGGGCCGGGGCCGGUACUGGGGCCGGGACAACAAAGUCCUGAAACAGGGCUGGGGCAGUAUGGAACCUCCACUCGUUUCUCGUAUUCCUCUCCGCCCUCUGACUAUUCCCAAAGACACACGCAGCGGAUGCAGACUCAUGUUUGAGAAACACACGUACUCAUUCUUUGACUUCUUUUUGCAGCUGCAGUACUUAUUACACAGAAAACAAAAACAUACAUAAAUAUAAAAAAAAAUACACACAAACCUUCAAGAACUCAUUUUCUGCUUCCAAAGCAUCCAAUGCAUGGAAUUUGGUUCAUUUUCUGAACCGAUAAAACCCCACAACAACGCACCGCAGUUUAGCAGCUUCACCUGUGUCACAGUUAGCAGCAAUACAUACAACACACGCAAAGCGACAUGUCACACACAUCUGUGCAGACCUUCUGUUGCGUGCAGUGUUUAUGCUCCAACAAAAGCAACAGCGAGAGACACAAUCAAGAGAAAAGAGACACAAAAAGAAUGAAAGACACUUUGAAGACAGGAAGAAGAAGAGCGCAGGGAGCUGAAAGGGGAGAAGAGGAACCAUUUUCCAUUUUCUUCCUGCAAUCCUCAUCUUGCUCUUGGAUCAUCUCCCUGCAUCACACUUGCCUCACAUCCCAUCUCUGUAAAUAGGUGCAAAUGGAGAUUUGGGUCAUUUUAAAGUUGUUUCCUUGUACAAACCUACACAGUGUGAUGCAGUACAGUGACCUACAGCCAAUCUCCCUGUAAUACACACUUUCUGACUCUCGCAUAUUGCAAAAAACACACACACACACACACACACACACACACACACACACACACACACAGAUCUUUAAAGACUUAUUUGUUUCGAUGUAUUGCAGCAACGGGGCAGCUUGGACUCUAAACAUAUUUGGCACUUUGUGAUCCCUCUUCGUCUCUAAAACCUGCCCAGUGGGCCAUUGCUUACAAGAUCUACCUUGAUUUAAGUGGGACAGAGCUUCUUAAAGUGGUACAGUUAGUGACCAGAGUGCCAAUGCGUACGCGUCAACACACACAAACUGUCAAGGUGUGUCUUCUUUUGUAAACAGUGGACAAUGAGGUUGUCUGGACAAAGAGGUUUUCUACGCCCCACAUCUGCGAGGAAAGGAAAGAAGUGGUAGCAAGCGUGUCUGUAUGCUCAUUCUCUUCCUAGUCUGUCAUUUUUAAUCACCAUGAUACAUUUCUAUAGCUAACAUUUCACUCGAGGUCAUUGCUGUAUACAGUAUUUGUGAAACGAGGUGUGGCGGAAGCGCUUUUUCAUUCAAUGAAUUUCUGCAAUUUGUACAGAAAAGAUACCUCCCCUACCCUCCAGUGUCAAAAAGUAUUUGUUUCUCUCACUUGCACAGUAGAAUAGAUUUUCUUUCCCAUAUUUAUACCGAAACGUAUGAAGAAAAAAAAAGAGUCAUUCAGAAACGUUUUAUAGUAUUUUUAUAAGGAGUUGUGGACCAAAGGUUCAGCGUUUUGGGUGAAACUCACUUUUUAAUGUGUGCGAGGCGACGUGAGCGUUAUUGGAAACGUUUUGAGUUUCUUUAAAAAGCGAUGGACGGUGUUUUUAAAGCGGUCGUUGUUAAAUUAGAAAAUCUCACUCCAAAAUGAGAAAUAUCCAGCAAAGUGCAAAUCCAUUCGGUGGACAUCUCCGUUUGCUGUGAAACUCUUUUCUUUGACUUCCAGUCUUCUGACUGGACUGCCUUUUUCCAAACGUCGACGACAUUCAAAACACUGGAUGGAGAACAAGCAGCUGCUCACUUUGAGCUGAGCUGUGAACUUUAUAAGCAAUGAGAAGGUUGUGUAGUCUAACAUAUCAAGAUGAAGAGGGUUCUAUCUAGCUCUUAUGGUACUUUGUACAUUUAUAUGUAAGUAUUCUGGUUUGUUCACUGCAAAAGAAAAUCUUUCAUGUCUGAGAUUUUUCCAUUAUAUUGUGUCAGCUUUGGUACGUGUGCUUGGCCUUUAACCCCGCAGGCUCAUAAUGAUCAGCGUAUAAAAUGAUGCUACUAACCUCUAACCUCUACUAAUGCAGCUACAAUGAACUCUCACGGCCAAAUUAUGUCACAGCAAGAGGGAACAUCACAUCUGUUUGUCUCUCUGGGAUCUUGCAACGUCUGCAGCAGAAGCUUUUCUCCCUAAAUUCAAGUUAACACUAUGAUCAGCUUACAAAAGAGCAGUGUGGCUUGUCCCCGGGUACUGAUAUUAAUAUCUCCAUGAGCUAUUAGAAGUAAGAAGUUAUAAAAAGUUGUGUUACAACCUUUGACCCAGCGUCGGUUUGAAGACAUUUACUUGACAGCUGUAGAGAACUGAAAGCUUUGAAUGGCUGUAUUUCUCCAUAUGGAAGAAAAGUUUAAAAAUGACGUCUUUAGGGAAACUAACAUCCGAUUGGCUGUUGAUAAGCAGGGAGCACGAGAAAUUAGAGUUUGGCCAAUUAAUGUGAGAAAUAAUUAGACUUAUUUAUCACGUUGCAGGCCGUCAGAUCAGUGCAAAACAGUGAAGUUCCUACUGCUUUUAAAACCGCGUCAUGUUUGCACAUGGAGUUUUGUUAGUGAGAUUGAAUCGCACAACGGUGACAAUCAUGUGUUGAUUAGACUCCACAGCGUCUCAUUGAACACUUCCACGCUAAAGUUACAUGUGUAUUCUUAAAAGGGACAUUAAAUAAACGCACGGCUCUUUCCAAACUUGUUUCGGCGAUCACCGGGAAUUGCUUUGACAUUUUUCUCGAUGUGUUACCGUUUCUUAAGGGACUGUAUGCAAUGAAGAGUCACACUCUUGUAUCUCUAACAUACAUUUUUGAGCAGUAACAAAUGACAGCAGAUGAGACGGUGCUUUACGAAAGACCAGAGGCUGCAAACAUCUCAGCAUCUCUGGAGGUAAUCAUGGAGUCUUUAUACUUAUCAGCCACCCCAUCUACCCUUCACAGAGACAUUAUAUUAUGGUAAUUCUUUGCUAAGGGGCAGUAAAAGUUGUAUUUAUCGCCCCUAUUUUGAAUAAACACUUUCAGAAAGGAUCCGCAGCCACGACCAUUUCUGAUUAGAAUAUCAGAUGGGACCUUGUAGCUCCAAGGUCACAAUAUAAAGCAUUUCAGUGUAGUUACAGAGAGAAGAAUGGCAGAUGGAGCACCCUUUUAAAUUUAUAUGGUUAUCACAGCCUUGGUACUGCAUACUAUUACUUCUUUACAACCUUUUUACAGAGUUGUAGCUGCGCAGUAGUUUGCGUCCGACUUGAAAUGACGUUAUGACCUUGUGUAGAGUGAGUAAAUUUGACCCAGAGGACAUACUGAGGCCAACAAAUACACCGCCAGCCUAUCCAGGUACUUACUCAUUACCGCUUAACUAUUUACAGCCUGUUGACGUUGGGGACGUAUAAAUAUGUAAAAGACAACAUCGAUGCCAAAAAUGCAAAACAGAGGUUUAGAUUUGGUUCGGCGAUGACAGAAGAAAAGCAGUUAAUAAGGGAAUGUGGACGUGUUUACUGCACCAAGGUGUUAUUUCAUGUCUCUUCCCCCUCGUCUCCAUAUGUGAUAAUGAAAAACAAAAACACACAGCGAACCUUUCUCUCAUAGCUUUCUUCCAAAUGUUCUUCAAACUGAUAACAUACGGAGGAGGUAUAGCGAUGUUGUGUAUGUAGGAGGGUCGGGAGUCUGUUGUAGAGAAUAUAUAGCUUCACGAGCUCAUGACAUCAUCCUCAUUUCUUUCUAUGAUAAUCAGUAUUUUAAAUCUUAUUUUCUUGCUAUUAAUUUGUGGUGUUACCUCACCAGUUGAAGAAAUGACUGUGGUCAAAAGUGUGUGUUCAAACUUUUAUAUGCAGUAUUUUUUUUGUAUGCAUCAGAUAUCGGGGGGGGGGG
Molecule: messenger RNA, 6548 nt
Organism: Cottoperca gobio
Lineage: Eukaryota; Metazoa; Chordata; Actinopteri; Perciformes; Bovichtidae
Gene: kirrel1b
Product: kirre like nephrin family adhesion molecule 1b
Exons: 15
Coding region: 320-2839 (839 amino acids)
Biological process (GO): cell-cell adhesion
Cellular component (GO): cell-cell junction; plasma membrane
Molecular function (GO): cell adhesion molecule binding
Source: RefSeq, a predicted model, not a curated record